AUGGCAGACGACAUGGAAAGAGCAGAGCAGGUGCCUCUACGCAAACCGUGGCUACUAGAGUUUCGCUCUUCUAGCAAUUACAUCCUCGCUACAAUAUGCGUUGCUAUUUUCACAGAUGCCUUCCUCUACGCUGUGGUUGUUCCAGUUCUUCCUUUCAGUCUCCACGAAAGAUCAGGAGUGCCAGAAGAUGAAGUGCAAUGGUGGACCUCGUUUAUCUUUGGAAUCUUUGGCUUUGCUAUCAUUGUCGGCUCUCCUAUUUGUGGUUGGGUUACCGAUCAUACUUCCAACAGAUCUACUAGCUAUUUUGUGGGUCUAUUCGUCCUCGGAGCAGCAACUCUCCUCUUCGGAUACGCAACUUCAGCAUGGGUCCUCGUUGUCAGUAGAGUCCUUCAAGGCUUUUCUGCAGCCAUUGUUUAUACUGUAGGACUUGCACUUCUUGUUGACACAGUUGGAGGUGAAAAGAUUGGCCAGUGGAUGGGGACAGCUAUGUCAAUGUCAAGCUUCGGGCUCAUUAUAGCUCCGCUGUUCGGUGGCAUUGUAUACCACAGGUCAGGUUAUCUGGCGGUAUUUCUGAUGAUCCUAGGGCUUAUAAUUGUCGAUAUUGUCAUGCGUCUUUUUAUGAUAGAGAAGAAACAUGCAGAGAAAUAUCUCACAUCAUCGCUAGCUAACAACAUAUCUGGAUACACUACCUUCAGCAAUGAUCAUCAGGAUGAGCGCACCACCAGGGAAGCCCACCAGCCUGCGGACUAUAACACGCCUGGCAGUGAAGACUUAUUGGCAAUACCAGAGGAUAACAUAAGGGCGGAGAACAACGAAACUACUGCGCUUCUCCCCAACAAGAAGAGUUACCACAAUAGCAAGCCAGCUGCAGCAACGAAAGCUAGGCAACUCCCAACUAUUAUUGUUCUCCUCCUUUCCCCGCGCGUCAGUUCAAACAUUUAUGGCAUUUUCGUCAACGUAUCUAUUCAGGCUACUUUUGACGGAGUCCUACCCUUGUUUGUCAAAAACACAUUUCACUGGAAUUCACUCGAUGCUGGUCUCAUAUACCUGUGCCUCGCUAUCCCAGCACUGGCAGGGCCAUUCGUUGGUCAACUCUCCGAUCGCUUUGGUCCACGAUGGAUCGCAGUCCUCGGCUGCGCGCUGACUUCUAUACCACUAUUCUUGAUGCGACUUGUCGAAGAAAAUAAUACGCAGCACAAGGUCCUAUUAGGAGGUCUAUUAGUCUUAACAGGAUUCACCAACAUUCUUAUUGUCGCCCCUGUUGCUGCCGACCUUUCUACAUGCGUCGAAAAAAUGGAAGAGGAACAGCCCGGGAUCUUUGGACCGGGAGGUGCUUACGGUCAGGUCUUCGCUCUAUUUAAUUGCUCGAUGGCUGCCGCUACCAUGUUUGGCCCUAUUGUUGCCGGCGCUAUUAGUGAGCAGUACGGCUGGAAGGCAAUGACGGUAGCAAUGGGCAUAUUCUCAAUAAGUGGUGCUAUUCCAACUUGA
This is a messenger RNA of Lachnellula hyalina, 1488 nucleotides long. RefSeq names its product putative MFS-type transporter protein. The transcript is spliced from 7 exons. Gene Ontology annotation, molecular function: transmembrane transporter activity. The record is from RefSeq and is a predicted model, not a curated record. Gene Ontology annotation, biological process: transmembrane transport. Lineage: Eukaryota; Fungi; Ascomycota; Leotiomycetes; Helotiales; Lachnaceae. The coding region runs from base 1 to 1488 and encodes 495 amino acids.